This is a messenger RNA of Eurypyga helias (sunbittern), 789 nucleotides long. Its product is annotated as E3 ubiquitin-protein ligase TRIM39-like. The coding region runs from base 1 to 789 and encodes 262 amino acids. The record is from RefSeq and is a predicted model, not a curated record. Gene Ontology annotation, molecular function: protein binding. Lineage: Eukaryota; Metazoa; Chordata; Aves; Eurypygiformes; Eurypygidae. The transcript has 3 exons.
AUGAUCAAAUACACCAGAUGCGCCUCCGUUUUUGGCCCUCUCCGCAGCUGCGAGAUGAUGAGGUUCAACCCUCCGGCGGAAAUUUCCUCCGAUCUGGAAAGGAGACUUGAGGAAUUUGUCCGGAGGAACGCGCUGGUGCGAGGCACUUUGAGGAGAUGUCAAGACAGCCUGAUGUUUACAUUGCAAGAGCCAACCCAUGUGACCCUGGACCCAUCCACGGCUCAUCCCAACCUGCACCUCUCCGAGGACCGAAAACAAGCCAGGGGCCAGCUGACGCCGCAAGACCUCCCGGAUCACCCGGAGAGAUUUGACUUCGAACCCUGCGUGCUGGGCUGCGAGGGCUUCGCCUCGGGGAGGCAUUUCUGGGAGGUGGAGGUGGGCCAAGGGGGUGUCUGGGCCCUGGGGGUGGCCCGAGCAUCGGUCAAGAGGAAAGGACCCAUGAGCCUCAUCCCCAAGGAAGGGGUCUGGGCGCUGGAAGCUUAUCACUCCCUCACAUCCCCCCGUGCCAACCUGCGCCUGAACCCGCUUCCCAGGAGGGUCCGGGUCUCCUUGGACUACGACGGGGGGCGGGUGGCAUUUUUCAGCGCAGACGACGACGCUCCCGUCCUGGAUUACACCAGAACCUCCUUCAACGGGGAGAGGGUCUUCCCUUGGUUCAAGAUGGGGAUAGGGGCUCGUUUGCGAGAAAUCACCCAAAACCCACCCUCGGAGGGCCAGUUGGGGACCGGGCAGCUGAUAUCCCCCCUGGACUGGGUGGGAUUCGGGGCUCCCCUCCGAAUCUGCCCUUGA